GGUAAGUGUAAAUUUUCGUGGCGUCUCUCUGCACUAAAAUCUUUGGAACGAAAAGACGCUAUAAUCGCAUUUUGUCGCUGGAAAGUGCACUUUUUUCAGCGGGAAACUGCAGACUGAAAAGCAGCAAUGAGCUUCUUCGGUUUUGGUCAAAGUGCGGACAUCGAUAUAGUUCUGAAUGACGCCGAAAACAGAAAGAAAGUGGAGCAUAAAAGCGAAGACGGCAGGAAGGACAGAUAUUUUCUUUUCUACGACGGGGAAACGGUGUCGGGAAAAAUCAACGUGACGCUGAAGUAUCCUGGAAAGAGGCUGGAACACAACGGCAUUAAAGUGGAGUUUGUGGGGCAGAUCGAGCUGUACUACGACAGAGGAAACCACCACGAGUUUGUGUCCCUUGUGAAAGACUUGGCUCGGCCAGGAGAGCUCACGCAGUCACAGACAUUCGACUUUGAGUUCACACAUGUGGAGAAACCCUACGAGUCUUACACUGGGCAGAAUGUGAAAUUACGCUAUUUUUUGAGGGCGACAGUAUGCCGACGACUGAAUGACAUCACCAAAGAGAUGGACAUUGUAGUUCACACACUGAGCACCUACCCUGAGCUCAACUCCUCCAUCAAGAUGGAAGUGGGGAUCGAGGACUGUCUACACAUAGAGUUUGAGUACAAUAAGUCCAAGUAUCAUCUAAAAGAUGUAAUUGUAGGGAAGAUUUACUUUCUGCUGGUGAGGAUUAAGAUCAAAUACAUGGAAAUUGACAUUAUUAAGCGAGAGACAACUGGCACAGGGCCAAAUGUUUACCAUGAGAACGACACCAUGGCAAAGUAUGAAAUCAUGGACGGGGCACCAGUCAGAGGAGAGUCCAUCCCCAUCAGGCUGUUUCUGGCAGGCUAUGAGAUGACGCCCACAAUGAGGGACAUUAACAAGAAGUUCUCAGUGCGCUACUACCUCAACUUGGUCCUCAUAGACGAGGAGGAAAGACGAUAUUUCAAACAACAGGAGAUCACUCUCUGGAGGAAAGGUGACAUAGUGAGGAAGAGUAUGUCACAUCAAGCAGCCAUCGCCUCUCAGCGCUUUGAAGGUUCUUCCAGUGUAGAGAAAUCCAAAACGCAGGCUGAGGAAGAUGACAGCUAAACUCCAGCAUGUACUUCGCCCUCCUGUUGUGAGUGCGUUUGUCUGCGUUUUAAUUAAACGGUGCGAAAAUCGCCAGCCAAUUCUGAAUGUUAACAUUUGCAUCGAGAGAGAAGACGCUAAAGAGUUUUUCAGGAUGUGUGAGUGAGGGAAGGUGUGUUUUAAGCAGAAUGUGUGUCACGGGAACAGUCAGGCUUAGUGUGCAUUUUAAGCUCCACUCAGUAACACGAGGGUGGAGAUGAACUCAUCUACUGGUUAUUACACAGUGUCAGCAAAUUUUUCAACAACAG
Messenger RNA from Thalassophryne amazonica, 1412 nucleotides. RefSeq names its product vacuolar protein sorting 26 homolog B, like (gene vps26bl). The transcript is spliced from 6 exons. Gene Ontology annotation, cellular component: retromer complex; endosome. The record is from RefSeq and is a predicted model, not a curated record. NCBI's taxonomy places the organism in Eukaryota, Metazoa, Chordata, Actinopteri, Batrachoidiformes, Batrachoididae. The coding region runs from base 127 to 1125 and encodes 332 amino acids. Gene Ontology annotation, biological process: intracellular protein transport; retrograde transport, endosome to Golgi.